Homarus americanus (American lobster) is the source of this 699-nucleotide messenger RNA. Its product is annotated as tigger transposable element-derived protein 1-like. NCBI's taxonomy places the organism in Eukaryota, Metazoa, Arthropoda, Malacostraca, Decapoda, Nephropidae. The transcript has a single exon. Bases 1 to 699 code for a protein of 232 amino acids. Gene Ontology annotation, molecular function: nucleic acid binding. The record is from RefSeq and is a predicted model, not a curated record.
AUGACUUCUGAUAUUUUCUAUGAGUGGGACAUGAGCCAUGCCGCCCCAUUCAUCAAAAAUGUUAACAAAAAACCGAACCUUAGCAACAAGGCCUUGGUUCUCAUGGUCAACACAUCUAGCCACUCCAAACACCCGUGCAGUGUGAAUAAUGACGUAAACUUGACCUUCCCUCCGAACGUGACUUCACUUAUUUGGCCACUAGAUCAAGGUGUUAUUGUCUUGUUCAAGAGAUAUUAUCUCAAGAAUACCAUGAGGCAAAUGGCUGAAGCUAUGAACAAGGACAACAGUAUGACGGCAGCAACGUUUUGGAAGAGCUACACCAUCAAAGAUGACAUAAUUAACAUCACACUUGCAUGGAAAAGCGUGCCAGAAACUGCACUAAAUGGAGUGUGGCGUAAUCUGUGGCCUGAGGUAGUCCAUGAUUUCAAGGGCUUUGAUGAAGGCAAGGACAUGAAAGACAUCAUGAACCUCAUUAAGGAAGUGAUAGGUGAUUCAGGAUUUCAAGAAAUCCAAGAAGAGGAUUUUACUGAACUACUUGUUAGCCUGGGGGAUCCUCUCACUUCUGAAGAAGUCUUGGAGAUGAUGGAGAAACAUGAGGAAGAAGAGGAAGCAACAGAUAAGCCCCAAACAGUGGGAAAGGAACUGACAAUUCCUAAGAUGAGGGAGUUUAUGCAGCACGUCACUUCUGCCACCACAUGA